Molecule: messenger RNA, 6207 nt
Organism: Drosophila suzukii
Lineage: Eukaryota; Metazoa; Arthropoda; Insecta; Diptera; Drosophilidae
Gene: shg
Product: E-cadherin shotgun
Biological process (GO): homophilic cell-cell adhesion; multicellular organism development; cell-cell junction assembly
Cellular component (GO): adherens junction; plasma membrane; catenin complex
Molecular function (GO): calcium ion binding; cadherin binding
Source: RefSeq, a predicted model, not a curated record
ACAGAAAUUUUGUUGUUUUUGAAUUGGGCGGUUGUCUCGCGCGUCGAUCGCGGACUCGAAUUCGGUUUUCUCCCGCGGCUUCGCUUUUAACCGAAAUUAAAACGAUCAAAGUGAAUGAAAUUACGUUUUGCGAUCUUUCUGUUUGAAAUAAUUCGCCAAAGUGUACGAAUCACAACGAAAUACCAUCUAAAAGUGCCUUUUUCUACCAACAAUUCCGAGUUGGUAACACACAUACCAGCGCAGAGGACCGAAGCACACGCACACAAAAGCGCGCGCUUGUUGGUGUGCGUGUAACCACUUUUUUACCUGGUCUUACCUGUUUGCCAACCGAAAGAGAGUGGUCAGAGGAGAAGUAGAGGAGUAGAAAGAGAGUGCCAAAGCGGACGAGUGAAAGAUAAAAGUGAACGAAAUAUCAGGCAGGGCAGCUGCACCGAAAUCGGAAUAAGUCAGUUUACAAUCAGGGCGCGCACUGUACGCGAGUAUUAAUACCAAACUCAAUUCGAUUGAUAAUUAUUGAGCGGUUGCCAUGAAAAUGCAGUCCAAACAAACGGCACACUGAGCGAAAAGCGGCGAGAAGAAGAGUGCAAAUAGAAUAAAAUACAAACAGAGCUAGAUAAAGCUAAGGCAAAAGCAAAAGCAAAAGGUGUGUGAGUGAAAAUAAUACUGGGUGAUUCACAAAGAAGUGCUCGAAAGUGCUGCUGCGGCUGAAAAAGAGAGUUUGCGAUGGCGGAUCGCCGCUAGAGGAGAGUGUUGUGUGUCCCACAGUGUCCAGCAGCGAGUGUGUCCCCGAGCCACUGCCUCACUGCAUCAACAUGACGUCGUCGUUGGUGAGCCAAACAACCGGCCGCCAAUCCAUCAAUCCCGCCCAGCAACAGACACAUCAGCAGCACAAGCGGAAAUGCCGCGACCUGGGCAGGCGACUAAUCCCCGCGAGACUCCUCCUGGGCGUCCUCGUGGCCAUCAGUCUGCUGUCACCCGCCCUCGCACUCCACUCGCCGCCGGACAAGACCUACACCGGCGACAAUCGGAAGCCCGCCUUCAGAAACUGCGCCGGCUAUGCUCCAAAGGUCAAGGAGGAGCAGCCGGAGAACACCUAUGUGCUCACCGUCCAGGCCGAUGACCCCGAUCCCGACCAGGUCAUUCGCUACAGCCUCGUCCAGUCGCCAUUCGAGCGGCCCAAGUUCUUCAUCAACCCCUCGACGGGCGUGAUCUUCACCACCCACACCUUCGAUCGCGACGAGCCCAUCCACGAGAAGUUCGUCUUCGUCACCGUCCAGGCCACGGAUAACGGCCUGCCCCCGCUGGACGACGUCUGCACCUUCAACGUGACCAUCGAGGACAUCAACGACAAUGCCCCCGCCUUCAACAAGGCGCGCUAUGACGAGUCCAUGUCGGAAAAUGCCCAGCCCGACGCGGUGGUGAUGUCCAUCAGUGCCAGCGACUUCGACGAUGGAAACAACAGUUUGGUGGAGUACGAGAUCUUAAGGGAGCGCGACUUCCAGUACUUCAAGAUCGACAAGGAGUCCGGUAUCAUCUAUCUGAAACGAUCAAUUGACAAGCGACCCGGCCAAUCGUAUGCGAUAAUAGUGCGAGCCUAUAACGUAGUGCCCGAUCCGCCGCAGGAUGCGCAAAUCGAAGUCCGCAUCCGCGUGGUGGAGUCCUCGAUCAAGCCACCUUCCUUCGUGAAUCCCAUCGACACACCCAUUUACCUGAAGGAGAAUCUCAAGAACUUCACCCAUCCGAUUGCCACUUUGCGGGCAGUUUCCAAUAUGCCCGACAAGCCGGAGGUGAUCUUUGAGCUAAACACCGGGCGGACAGAGCAAACGAACAGCAAGAACACUUUCGUGUUCAACCAGAUUGGCAACGAGGUUACCAUUAGCCUGGGCAAGACUCUGGACUACGAGGCCAUCACAGACUACACGCUCACCAUGAUUGUGCGCAACACCCAUGAACUGGGCACGGAGCAUCAGAUCAAAAUCCAGGUGGAGGAUGUCAACGAUAAUAUCCCCUACUACACGGAGGUCAAGUCGGGCACGAUCCUGGAGAAUGAACCACCCGGCACGCCAGUGAUGCAGGUGCGAGCCUUCGACAUGGACGGCACGGCGGCCAAUAAUAUUGUCUCUUUCGAACUGGCUGACAACCGGGAGUACUUCACCAUCGAUCCCAAUACCGGUAACAUCACCGCACUCACAACUUUCGAUCGGGAGGAGCGUGAUUUCUACAACGUUAAAGUUAUUGCCAGCGAUAAUUCACCUUCGAGUCUGUUCGAUAAUGGCGAGCCAAACCGUGGUCACCAGGUGUUCCGCAUCGCCAUUGGCGACAAGAACGACCACAAGCCGCACUUCCAGCAGGACAGAUAUCUGGCGGAACGACUGCUCGAGGACGCCAACACCAACACGGAGGUGAUCGAGGUGAAGGCCGAGGACGAGGACAAUGCAUCGCAGAUUCUCUACAGCAUCGAGAGCGGUAACGUGGGCGACGCCUUUAAGAUCGGUCUGAAGACCGGCAAGAUCACGGUCAAUCAGAAGCUGGACUACGAAACGAUCACGGAGUACGAGCUGAAGGUGCGAGCCUUUGAUGGAAUCUACGAUGAUUACACCACGGUGGUCAUCAAGAUCGAGGAUGUGAACGACAACCCACCGGUGUUCAAGCAGGACUACAGUGUCACCAUCCUGGAGGAGACCACCUAUGACGACUGCAUUCUCACCGUGGAAGCCUACGAUCCGGACAUCAAGGAUCGCAAUGCAGACCAGCACAUCGUCUAUUCGAUUCACCAGAACGACGGCAAUCGCUGGAGCAUCGACAACAGUGGCUGCCUGCGGUUGAUCAAGACGCUAGAUCGCGAUCCACCCAAUGGUCACAAGACCUGGCAGGUGCUGAUCAAGGCCAACGACGAGGAUGGAGUCGGCAGCACGGUCAGUCAACUGAAGGAGGUCACGAUCAUUCUGAAGGACAUCAACGACAACGCUCCGUUCCUGAUCAACGAAAUGCCCGUCUACUGGCCGGAGAACCGAAAUCCCGGCCUGGUUGUCCAGCUGCAGGCCAAUGACUACGAUGACACUCCGGGGGCGGGUAACUUCACCUACGGCAUUGACAGCGAGGCCUCGCCAGACAUCAAGACCAAGUUCAGCAUGGACGGUGACUAUUUGCACGCAAACGUGCAGUUCGACAGGGAGGCCCAGAAGGAGUACUUCAUCCCCAUCCGCAUCAGUGACUCGGGCGUUCCCCGCCAGAGUGCGGUGAGCAUCCUGCACCUGGUGAUUGGCGAUGUCAACGAUAAUGCCAUGAGUGAGGGUUCGUCUCGCAUCUUCAUCUACAAUUACAAGGGAGAGGCGCCGGAAACGGACAUUGGUCGCGUGUUUGUGGAUGAUUUAGACGACUGGGAUCUGGAGGACAAGUACUUCGAAUGGAAGGAUCUGCCGCACGACCAGUUCCGACUGAAUCCCAGCACGGGAAUGAUCACUAUGCUGGUUCACACCCAAGAGGGAGAGUACGACCUGUCGUUCGUGGUGACCGAGGAGUCUUUGUUCGUGCCCCGUCACUCCGUGGACGCCUAUGUCACAGUGGUGGUCCGAGAACUGCCCGAGGAGGCGGUGGACAAGAGCGGAAGCAUUCGAUUCAUUAACGUGACCAAGGAGGAGUUUAUCAGUGUACCGCGAGACAUUCAGUCUCCGGAAGCGCUUUCCCUCAAGGAUCGCCUGCAGCUCUCGCUGUCCAAGCUGUUUAACACCUCGGUGUCCAACGUGGACGUGUUCACGGUUCUCCAGAACGAAAACCAUACCCUGGACGUGCGCUUCUCAGCCCACGGUUCACCCUACUACGCUCCCGAGAAGCUCAAUGGAAUAGUGGCCCAGAACCAGAAUAGUUUGGAGAACGAACUAGACCUGCAGAUGCUGAUGGUGAACAUCGACGAGUGCCUGAUAGAGCGGUUCAAGUGCGAGGAGUCGUGCACCAAUGAGCUGCACAAGAGCUCGGUGCCAUAUAUGAUCUACUCGAACACGACCUCGUUUGUGGGCGUGAAUGCCUUUGUACAGGCGCAAUGUGUUUGCGAGGCCCCUCUGAUGAGACCCUGUCUGAACGGAGGAUCUCCGAGAUUCGGGGAGAACGAUGUGUGUGACUGCAUAGAUGGGUUCACCGGACCCCACUGCGAACUCGUCUCUGUGGCCUUCUACGGCUCUGGCUAUGCCUUCUACCAACCGAUUGCCAGCUGCAAUAACACGCAGAUUAGCUUGGAAAUCACGCCACAGAUCGACCAGGGCCUGAUCAUGUACCUAGGACCUCUGAACUUCAACCCAUUGCUGGCAAUCUCCGAUUUCCUGGCCUUGGAACUGGACAAUGGCUAUCCAGUGUUGACUGUGGACUACGGCUCGGGUGCCAUUCGCAUUCGGCAUCAGCACAUUAAGAUGGUUGCCGACCGCACCUACCAACUGGACAUUAUUCUGCAGCGAAAGAGCAUCGAGAUGACGGUCGACAAUUGCCGGCUGUCCACCUGCCAGACCCUGGGCGCCCCGAUUGGUCCCAAUGAGUUCCUCAACGUAAAUGCCCCGCUGCAGCUGGGCGGCACUCCGGUGGACCUGGAGCGGCUGGGCAGGCAGCUAAAUUGGACGCACGUUCCAGCCAAGAAGGGAUUCUUCGGAUGCAUUCGCAACCUGACGAUCAAUGAGCAAACCUACAACCUGGGAAUGCCCUCGUACUCCCGAAACAUCGACAGCGGUUGCCAGCAAUCAGUGGCCGUGGCCUUCAGCUUUGGAAUUGAUCGCAACUUUAUCAUCGCGGUCAUUGUGUGCCUGGCACUGCUGAUAAUCAUCCUUUUGGCCGUGGUGGUGCAGAAGAAGCAGAAGAACGGAUGGCAUGAAAAGGAUAUCGAUGACAUACGCGAAACGAUCAUUAACUACGAGGACGAGGGUGGCGGCGAGCGGGACACGGAAUAUGACCUAAAUGUCCUGCGCAGCCAGCCGUACGAGGAGAAACUCUAUAAGGAUCCGUACGCGUUGCAGGGGAGCAUGCGCGAUCCCAACGACAUACCGGACAUCGCCGAUUUCCUUGGCGACAAGAAGGAGAACUGCGACCGGGACGUGGGUGCCACCACGGUGGACGAUGUGCGGCACUAUGCGUACGAGGGUGACGGCAACUCCGACGGCAGUCUGUCCAGCCUGGCGUCCUGCACCGACGACGGCGAUCUCAACUUCGACUACCUGUCCAACUUUGGACCGCGCUUCCGCAAGCUGGCCGAUAUGUACGGCGAGGAGCCCUCAGACACGGACUCCAAUGUGGACGACGACCAGGGCUGGCGCAUAUAGAAUUCCCCGCCAGACGCGGCAAGAUGACGUAGAAAUUGAAAAGACUUUUUAUAUACUAAGAGUUGUACGGAUGUUGAUAGUGUCGGGACAAGGCGCCGGCCUAGCCGGUCCCAACGUCGAUUCAGAGAUAAAUGUACCCAUAUGGGUAGACUAUAUAUAUACAUAUAUUUUUAUGGAGGAGUAUUGCAAGGGCCCUGGGGAACAAGUUUUUGUUUUUUGUUUUGUAAAUGCAAAAAGUGAUCUUGAUCUUACGUAAAUGAACUAUUUAAACUAGAGCUAACCACUAAUGUAGCCAAGCAACUGCGAACAAACCACAAAUUUCUGCAGAACUGUUAUUGCUUCGAUUCCACACACAUUUAACGAAACACAAAACGGGGUAGAAAUAUAAAUAUAAAUCGAAAUAGAAAUGUCCGAAAUAUUCCUAUAAAUCGAAUUCGAAAUCAUUAUGCAUAAGAAUUCAUAAUACCAACACUAGAUAUAAGCUUACUUUAGAACUUAUGUUAGUUGAAAAUGCAUUACACAACAUAGUAUGAAGAAUUAUAUCGCGUUAGCGCUUCGACAAGACAGAUCUUCAAUUAGAAAGAAAAUAGACACAAAAUCAAAGUUGAACUAAAUUCGAUAAGACAAGUCGGUAUAUCUAAGUUAACACAUUAAUCCUAAUUUAUCUAGAGCUGUAAACCCUAUCAAUAUCAGUAUAAGUUCUUAGGGUUGUCUUCUAGUACAUGUAUAAAUCAGAAAAACCUAGUUUAAACUUAUCAACUCGAGGGAGAACCAAACUCUUCCUGUAAUUAUGAACGUAACACGUGUGCAUCUAUAUAUCCAUGUUAUAUUAAAAGGGAUGUAUAAUAUACAAUACAUAGAUUUAUAUAUGUAAGUGAAAAUGUUCAAUAAAUCAUUGCGAUAUGUA